GGCCGCAAUAAGACGCGCGGUCCGCCCCUCGCCCGGCCCGGCGGCGGCUGCGGCGCUCCCCGUGAGGCGGCGCGGCUUUAGCCCGGUAACCAGCCAAGCGUGUGUGGUGGCCUCUGUAUAAAGCAGCUCUUGAGUCUGUGCUGGGAUUUGUGUAGGUUGUUCCUUUGCUGUAGGAAAGAUGUAUCACUAUUAGAUGCCACACCAGCUGCCAUCUGUGCUAAGCUGCAACCAAAAUGGCAAAGUAUAGGCUCGUUCUCCUAAGACAUGGGGAAGGAGCCUGGACCAAGGAGAAUCGCUUCUGCAGCUGGGUGGACCAGAAGCUGAGCAGUGAUGGGAUAAAGGAAGCUCAGAACUGUGGCAAACACCUCAAAGCGCUGGGCUUCGAGUUUGACCUCGUCUUCACCUCUGUGCUGAGCCGCUCCAUCCAGACUGCCUGGCUUAUCCUGGAACAGAUGGGCCAAGAGUGGGUCCCCAUUCAGAGCUCCUGGCGGCUGAAUGAGCGUCACUAUGGAGCCCUGAUCGGGCUCAACAGAGCAGAGAUGGCUCUGAAUCACGGUGAGGAGCAAGUGAAAAUCUGGAGGAGAAGCUACGAUGUUACCCCGCCUCCCAUCUCUGAAUCUCACCCCUACUACGAAGAGAUCUACAACGAUCGCCGCUAUAAAUGCAGCGAUGUCUCCCAGGAUAAUCUCCCAAAGGCUGAAAGUCUCAAAGAUGUGCUUGACAGACUCCUUCCCUAUUGGAAUGAAAAGAUAGUGCCAGAACUGAAAAGCGGCAAAAUGAUUCUUAUCUCUGCUCAUGGGAACAGCAGCAGGGCAUUGCUGAAGCAUGUGGAAGGCAUCUCCGAUGAGGACAUCAUCAAUGUUACCCUCCCCACUGGUGUGCCCAUACUUCUUGAACUUGAUGAGAAUUUGCACCCUCUGGGCCCUCACCAGUUUCUGGGUGAUCAAGAAGCUAUCCAAGCUGCCAUCAAAAAAGUGGAAGAUCAAGGGAAAGUAAAAUCUGCUGAGAAGUAAAAUCCCACUGUGUAACACAGCUGUGUUCAGUGUGGUAGUAAGUGACGGUGUGUGUAUGACUGCUAGGUUGCACUGUGUGAAUGUCUCAAUUUCAAGCACUAAAUAAUUGGAAGGGACAAUUGUUGAGUCUCAGGUUGGUAGUUUAACCCUCUGCCUUUUCAGAAACUGGAAUUUAGAUAGCAGUGUGAGGUUUUCGAUACUGGAAAAGGAAGGAGAUGAUUCAGGUAAUGGAAGCUUGCAGGGCAGUCUGCCCCACAUCCACCACUGAGGAUGGCCCAGUAGAGAAAUAAAGGGAUGUGUUAUUGCCAACAACCAGUCCUAAUCUGUUAAGGAGAAAAGCAUCAGCUUACUGGACUAAGUCCAAGUUGUUACAGGCACUAAAACUCUCACUGAUAAAAUGGAACCAGAUAACUCUGUUAUCAGCUACGAUUCUUCUGUGUCAAUAGCCAUGUCAGUUUGUUCUUGAUGGAUUUCCUGCAGUCUUUCAGAACACUUCCAGCUGGACAGCUCUCUGCCUUUGGUAUUUUGAGUCUUCUGUGGCCAGUUCAUGGUCCAGAGAGUUUUGUAGAGAUGUUCUCACUACUAGAGUUGUCACAGUUGUCUUUUAUUACAGUGUAUUCUGUUUUUAAGGAAUCUAGAUGGAAUCCCUUUUCCUCCACCAUCUUUGCAAAGCCUAGCAUCCCUGCAUUUUGCUGGCUUGCAGUAAUAGGAUUUAAGUCAGACUUUAGUCCACGGAAGAAGCACAAAGGUUUUCUGCUCAGUGUUUAAAUUAUCAUGUAGCUCUUGGUGAGGGACCUGAGUACCUUUGAAACACUUUGGUAACAUGUACUGGAGGUUUGAUCAUCCCUUAGUCAAGUUUCUAGGAUAAUUCCUGCUAACCUCAGCAAAAGUGACAUAGGAAAAACCCCUCUAAGCUUUCCUGAGUUGCAAAGGUAUCUUGAUAAAUGUGUUCUGCAGUAACAUUACUGUGGCAUUAUCUGUAUCACAUUCUCCAAAGGGCUGGAAGAGAUGCAUGAAGUGUGUCAGAAGUGUUGCUGGGUGCAGCUCAUUCAGCCGUCCUGCUGCCAAGGAAGGACAUUCUGCCACGCCUGAAAGUGUUCUCCUGUAAACCUCUCCUCACAAUCAUAGCUUGAUUCCUGCUGAGUGUGGCCUUGCUGUUGUUUGGCACUGGAUUUGCCCAGUUCGCCCCGUGGUUGGAUGUAGUGUAGCAUGUGUGGCAGUCUCAUGUUCUCUUUAUGUACACAAGCGUCAGGGUAAUUCCACUUUUGAAGACUUGCUCUUAAUCUUACCUGCAAAUAUGAAACUGUUACUAAAGUUUACAUCUGAGCCCCUGUCUCAACACCUGAGCAUUUGAUUCUGACCUUGGAUAUCAACAUGGGUGACACUUGUGUGUGUGCUGCUUGAGCUGAAUGUGUUCUCAGCAUGGCCCAGCUACAAAUCUCAAUGUUGAUGAGAAUUUCUUUGAUAUGAUCAUAAAGUUUUAAAAUCCUAGAGUAGCUGCUGCUUUGCAGUGAGCAGCUCUGUAGCUUGCUUUGUAAGUGUGGAGGGUGUUUUUUUUCUUCUGAGGAGAGCAGUGUGACAGUGUGGUGUGCCUCUGACAGUCUUGCUGACAUGUGGAACAAGACUUCCCAGGUCUGAUGCCAGCUCACAUUAGAGUAGCGCAUACUCCAUAAAAGACCUCUUGCUAGAAGGUAGUUUCUCAUGCAUGAAUGGUGCUUGGGCUUCUCUAUGGUUUUGUUUUUGUAGCCCUUGUGGUAGGAACAAAAUUACAUGUUUCCCUUUUAAACAUCAGGCUGGUAGGUUUCCUCUUCCUUUGUACAAGAAAGAUGAUACUUCAGUGUUUUUUGUUUGUUUUGGUUUUUUUUUUUUCCCCCUUCUGAAAUUCUAUUAGCAGCUUCUCUGCUACUUGAUAUGAUACUGACUUAGUUCCUGGUGUUUUAGUUUUCUGUGCUUAGAGUAACUCUGAAUCUUAGUUGAUAGCUUACAAGUCAGUAUUACAGUGUUAGAUUGCUGAUCAGCAAAUGUUCACCUCUGAAAGGCCUGAGAGGGGCCACUGGCACUCAAGCGAAUAAAUUCCUCCCCAAACAUUAAAUGAUGUGUGAAGCUUAAUAUCAAGCACAUGUUACUGUAGACUCAUAAACAAGACUAGCAGAGCCACCUGUUGUGAGUGGGAACUGUGUGCAUCCAGGUGUGUGGGCACCCAGGCCAUGUCCACAUCCCUCUGGCAUUGUGCAAUUGUAAUGCAGGCCUUCUUCAGGACGUGACACGUGGCUGCAAUAUACUUGGAAAUGAACCCAGCUGAACUGGGAGAUAGGCUCUCUCCUCCCCUUCUCUGAGAAUCCUUGAUCUCUUCUGUGGAUGGACAGGUGGAUGAGGGAAUUUAGGGUGCAUUAAUAUUUGUUCUUGCAGCUGAAUGGAUGAAAUUGACUGAAAUCAUUCUCUGAGAGACAUGGACAGGAAGAAGAGAACACCAGUGUGAUGUUUUCAGGAGGUGUGUUUCUACAGUGCUGCUUGGGAUGUGAGUAGUAACUCUGGGAAGUUUGACUUUGUUUGCUUGGAUUGUGGCUCCAAAGUGGUGACAGGAUUUUAUGUGCACAUCUGGCAGCAGUAACACCUCACAAAAGUAUCAAAUGGAACCAACUGGGGAUUUCAUUGUCCUCUUUAAGAUUAUUUUAACACCUUGCAGUUCUGAGAAACCUUUUAAUUAAAAUCCUAAUUCAUAAACCAUCUAUAUUGAAGAGCAGCAACCAACUGCCAUCAACAGUGUCGUAAGGAUUCCUGAUCUUCAGGCAUAGCUACAUCAGAGGGAGAAAUAAGAAUCUUGCUUUAGAAAUCAGUGGUAGGGAAGCAUUUUUCCCUCUGUUCGAGUGUGCCUCUAAGUCCUGUAAGGUAAAUGGUGUUAAUACAGUUAACAUAAUGGAUGUGGUUGAUUUGGUUGGUUUAUGCAUUUUUAACUUGUGGUUCAGUAGAAGUAAUAGCUCUAGAUCCUGUUGAAAACCUUUGUAAAUAUGGUGGAGCUGGCAGAUUCUUUAUAACUCAAUAAAUUCACCUGAAAUUUAA
Messenger RNA from Corvus hawaiiensis (hawaiian crow), 4073 nucleotides. It is a transcript of the gene BPGM, whose product is annotated as bisphosphoglycerate mutase. Gene Ontology annotation, biological process: glycolytic process. NCBI's taxonomy places the organism in Eukaryota, Metazoa, Chordata, Aves, Passeriformes, Corvidae. The record is from RefSeq and is a predicted model, not a curated record. Gene Ontology annotation, molecular function: intramolecular phosphotransferase activity.